Messenger RNA from Ictalurus furcatus (blue catfish), 3129 nucleotides. It is a transcript of the gene dlgap5, whose product is annotated as discs, large (Drosophila) homolog-associated protein 5. The coding region runs from base 107 to 3109 and encodes 1000 amino acids. Gene Ontology annotation, cellular component: nucleus; cytoplasm; spindle pole centrosome. Gene Ontology annotation, biological process: kinetochore assembly; signaling; mitotic spindle organization. Lineage: Eukaryota; Metazoa; Chordata; Actinopteri; Siluriformes; Ictaluridae. The record is from RefSeq and is a predicted model, not a curated record. The transcript is spliced from 20 exons. Gene Ontology annotation, molecular function: microtubule binding.
AGGACGUCGUUUGUUUACUUUGUAUUUGAUGCGUUUUUAUUAGUCUAGUUACCAACGAACAGGCAGUUUAACAAGCUACAAAUUACAGGUUAUUGUAUGUUGCAGUAUGGAUUCUCGCUUCGCACAUCUUUACAAGCGAGACAGCAGUGUCUCCAUGAUAAGAGUGAAAAUGUCCAGAAGACGCUCCCAAACACAAAAAGAGAACCGGGAAAAGAUGCAAAACCUCCGCAGACACCUGGACCAACUUCCGGAGCUGGAGUUCUCGAUGGAUGUCUCCACUCUUGAGAAGUCAGCUCUUCCUUCCCAAGAGACGGGACGCAAAGCUAAAGUAGAUAAAAAUAAUAGUGCUGCAGAGGAGAGGAAAAAGAUGCUGGCACGGUUUAAAGAGAACAAGGCGCUGCAGAAGGAGAAAGAAAGGCGAGAAAAGGAAAAGAAAGGCACCUUUAAGGUCGGUCUUUACCGGCCACAGCCCCUGGGCUACUUGCCCUUGAAUCCUGUUGUACCGAGCACGAAAAAGCCCACAGAACCUGUGCAGUCCACCAGAGUGACCCGUUCUAUGAAACAGCAUCUACAACCAAAGCAGCCAGCUGAAAAACAGCCUGCACCAAAGAAGGCUGAGCCUCCAAGCACAAGAGUGAACAAGUCGUCAGCAUCAGCAAUUGCCAAAGGCAGAACUGCUGCAGUUGAACCGGUUAUCAGAGCUCCAACUACUCGAUCAGCUACUCGAGCUACAACUGUGACAGCAGCUGUAACAACCAAACCUGUGGCUAAAACUGCUGCAGAUCUCAGACCUCCCAAAAUAAAAUCUGCUAAUAGGCAACCUGCAGCACCCUCUUCAGGAAGAGGAAAAAACAUGCAGGGACAUACUGAGUCUGUGGCAGCUGAAAAGAAGGAAGCUAUGGUUGCUGAUGAGGUGGUUGCUGCAGUGAAUCCCUCACCUCCUAAAGAAGAAGAAGAAAUGCUGGAGGAAGCUAAUGUGACUCCAGUUUCAUUUGCUCCCCAAGGAUUUGUGUUCCAGCCCCCCUCUGGUCUGAGAACCUUCCAGCCUACACCCCUUUCUCCUCGCUCGGCUGAUGCCUUCCUGUCACCCAGCUUCUCAGUUGAACCCCGGAUGGAAUCUAUGAGCCCAAUUUCUGAACCAUCUGACUCUUCCUCUGCUCCUCCUCUUUCCUCACCUCCACCCUGCAUGUCCGAACCUUGUCCUGCCCCUGCUUCUAAGUCUGCUCCUUCUACCCUACCCCCUGCCUCAUCUGCCUCUCCUCUUGCCUCUACUUCCCCACCUCCUGCGUCUCUUCCUCUUCCACCUCCUUCCUCUGUACCGUCCGAGCCUCAGCAUGACGUGUCCUAUUUCAGGGCAGUAAUAGCUAGCGAGACAGAAAGAUUGACUGGGUUGUCUGAAUUUUGGGAAUUGCGAUUUGAUGAUUCCUCCAUCCCGGAAGAGAUGCGGGACCAAAUGCGCACAGCUGUUGGCCAAGCCAGGCUGUUGAUGAAGGAGCGCUUUGGCCAGUUCAGUGGCCUGGUGGAUGACUGCGAUUUUGGCCGAGGGGAGAAGAUCACGACCUGCACAGACUUGCAGGGCUUCUGGGACAUGGUGUACUUUCAGGUAGAAGAUGUCGAUAAGAAGUUUAAUGCAUUGAAAGAAGCUGAAACCAGGGGAUGGCAAGAGGAGGUCAAGCCUGUCAUCAGGCAGAAAAAAGUGGUCAAGAAGCCCCCUGCUGCAGGAGGGAAUCCUGGAGCUAGUGUGGGAGCCAGCACAGCCGCAAAGAGUCGUCUGGCUGCAGUGAAAGCUGCUAUGAAGGCCAAGCAAGCGGCGGCAGCUAAAGCUGCUGAGGCUUCAGACAGACCUCGAGAUGACUCGGCUCCUGUUUCAGAUGCCCUGGUUAACGCACGGACAGCCCAGACUGUGGUUUUUCAUGGAGGUUUCUUCCAGGUGGAGAGUCCAGUCAAAGUACUUGGUGCUGUAAGAAGGUCAUCUCGGUUGAGCGCAGCUCCUUUUACCCACUGUUCCCCACAUGGGUCUAAAUUCAGCACACCAGGCAGGAAGGAGAGAUCCACUGCAGUCGCGCAUCCAUCCCCUCUUCCAUGCAAACUCGCACCUUCUAAAAGUGCACCCCCUACUGCAUCCUCUCCCACCUCUCCUGCUGCGGUAGCUCGCACCACAGUAGACACAGUCUGUACUCCCAAACAAAAUGCUGAGUCUCUUCCCUGCUCCCCCAAACCCCUUCACAUCAGCUCUGAGCAGCACAGGUCAUCCCCCUAUACAUCACCUAAUGGAGUCUCGUGCAUACAACUCAGCCAGCUUGAUCAUAACACAAGUCUCAACAACCUCCAAUCAGACCUCAUGAUCACACCAACAGAUGAUCAAAUGAACCGGUCAGUACAGAUCAAGCCACACAAUUCUCCUUGCCAGUCAGAGGAAGAACUGCCACUGUAUCUUCCUGCACAAUCAGAUAGCAGUACAGAGCCUGAGGGAAGCGAUCAAGAGUCUGCAAUGACUGCAUUUUCCCAGGAGCAAACUGAAGAGAGUGUUUCUGCUGAAGUGGACAUGUACCACUCAGUCAGUAAAGUGCAUGCUACGAGUUUCACCCACUCACCUUCAGCAUGCAAGACAAUUCCACGAGCAGAAACCAUGGAGAACCGUGUCUCAGUCCUUUCCUCCCCCUGUAUGAUGUCCAUCUCACCACAGCAAGUCCUAUCUCCAACGCCAUCAGAGAAAACCGACAUGCGUGUCAGUGAAGGAUCUCCUACCAGUGCAGACUGUAAAGUGACUGAAAAUCAAGACACUGAGAGUUUUCCUGAUUUGGACUUGGACCGAUAUCUGCAACCCACAGCCCAAUGCAGCUUAUCUCCUGUGCAGAGCAUGGCAGUGGAAAGGUUCUCACUUGGCCUAGAAGAUGCUGAAAUGGAGAGCCCUCAGGCCCAGGAGCCUGUUCAGGAUGCACUGAUGACUCCUACAGCUUUCCCCAGAAUGGCACCAUUGGUGGUCACUCCCUGGACUGAAGAGAUGAUUGCUGAUCAGCUGCUGUUCACCCCUGAGCAGAGGGAGCGAGUGAGGCCGUCGGUGUGUGAGCGUGACCUCAUGAUGUUUACGCCACCUGCUGAUAUUUAAUUUGAGCAGAGACGUGGACA